Molecule: messenger RNA, 1578 nt
Organism: Teleopsis dalmanni
Lineage: Eukaryota; Metazoa; Arthropoda; Insecta; Diptera; Diopsidae
Product: cullin-2-like
Exons: 6
Coding region: 205-1578 (457 amino acids)
Biological process (GO): SCF-dependent proteasomal ubiquitin-dependent protein catabolic process; protein ubiquitination
Cellular component (GO): Cul2-RING ubiquitin ligase complex; SCF ubiquitin ligase complex
Molecular function (GO): ubiquitin protein ligase binding
Source: RefSeq, a predicted model, not a curated record
CCCUGUAAUUGAAUGCGAACUAAACCAAGUGACAGCUGAAGUUGACGACGGGAAAUUGCUUGCGCGGUUGAAGCAUAACACAAUCUUAAAAUUUCGGACUGUGCUUAUUGUACACAUUAUAUUUCAUUUCAUUUAAAUGCAAUUAUUGAAAGAAAAUUAUAAAUUAUUUUAAGCAAUAUACGGCCAGUAAAACAUUUACUUAAUAUGUCCUUGAAGCCAAAAUCUGUUAAUUUCGAUGAAAUUUGGCCACAAUUACGCGCUACUGCAACGGCUGUUGUUACUUUAGGCAAGGUUGAACGCGAUGCCUGGAAUACCAGUUUCAGUGAUGUGUAUACGUUGUGCGUCGCACACCCUGAACCAUUUGCAGAUAAACUCUACGCUGAAACUAAAGAUUUUCUAGAGCGUCAUGUCAGUACUAUGUUAUCCGAAAGGGUAAUGCCCUUAUCGAAAGAGAAUGAAUCAAGUAAUCCACUCUGCCAACCGGAUCUACUACAACGUUAUUAUGAGGCGUGGGCUGAAUAUAGUCAAGGCGUAGAGUAUUUGCACUUCCUCUACUCGUACCUCAACCAACAGCAUAUUAAAAAACAAAAACUAUCUGAUGCUGAAGUAGUUUAUGGUACCAUAUCCACACAACACAGGGAGCAAAUGGAAAUUGGCGAAUUAGGCCUCGAUAUUUGGCGUUUAUGCAUGAUAGAAGGGCUCAGUACUGAAUUGGUCCGGCACAUUCUCCAGGGUAUUGCCGCUGAUCGAGAAAAUGAUAAAUCGAUCGAUACUAAGAGAAUUAAGAUUAUCCAUGGUGUCAUACAUAGUUUCGUACAGGUGCAAAAUUACAAAAAGACUGGGUCACUUAAAUUAUACCAAGAUUUAUUUGAAAACUAUUUAUUAAAAACCAGUGGAGAGUAUUAUGCGGGAGUAUCAUCAAAGUUAUUACAAAGUUGUACUGUAAGUAAAUAUAUGGAAGAAGUUAUUAAAAUUCUUGAAGAUGAAAAUCAGCGAGCGUACAGGUUUUUACAUACUAGCUCGUAUCCGAAAAUGCGUAAACAAUGCGAAGAAAAAUUUAUUAAUGAUAGAUUGGAUUUCUUAUAUUCUGAGUGUAAAGAAAUGGUAACUCAAGAAAAGCGCAAAGACUUACGCAAUAUGUAUAUAGUAUUGAAACCCAUACCCGACAACCUGAAAGAUUUGCUGAUACAAUACUUCUUGGAUCAUAUUAAAAACGAAGGCCUUGAAACAAUAUCAACAUUAAAAGGCGACAAUAUACACAUACAAUUUGUUGAAAAUAUGUUGAAAGUACACCACAAGUUUCAGGAACUUAUAGCCGAUGUUUUUGAAAAUGAUUCACUAUUUCUAAGUGCUUUAGAUAAGGCUUGUGCGAGCGUUAUUAAUCGUCGUGUAAAUGACAAAACGCCAUGUCGGAGUGCCGAAUAUGUAGCCAAGUAUUGUGAUACGUUAUUAAAAAAAUCAAAGACUUCAGAAUCUGAAAUUGACCAAAAACUGACAAACAAUAUAACAAUUUUUAAGUAUAUUGAGGAUAAAGAUGUUUAUCAAAAGUUUUAUAGCAGACUUCUUGCUAAAAGGUAA